Ceratitis capitata (Mediterranean fruit fly) is the source of this 2146-nucleotide messenger RNA. RefSeq lists its product as uncharacterized. The coding region runs from base 288 to 1427 and encodes 379 amino acids. The transcript is spliced from 3 exons. Gene Ontology annotation, cellular component: nucleus. Gene Ontology annotation, biological process: proteasome localization; nuclear protein quality control by the ubiquitin-proteasome system. The record is from RefSeq and is a predicted model, not a curated record. Lineage: Eukaryota; Metazoa; Arthropoda; Insecta; Diptera; Tephritidae.
UAAGAAAUUUUCAUAAGAAAGUGGCAUAUCCGACUAAAAUCAGGGUGAAAAAAUUAGAUACAUUUUUCUACUGCUUUUCCGAGCAACCAUGGCAUGGCUGUAAAUUUACUAAAAUAAUUGGCGCUUUUCCGCAGUUAACAAAAAAUAAAGAGGAAAGAGUAGGAAAAUUCAAGCGUCUCCCAGCGCUUGAAAAAAACGAAAGGAUAAAUAAAAUAAAUUCUAAAUCUUAUCAACUUAAAAUUAAUAAAAUCGCCUUAGCCAAAGUUCAUUUAUCAGCGCCGAUUAAAAUGACUACUGAGACAUCGCCUGAUGAGCAUCAGCAACAAGAAAUACGUCUUGCACUUUCUGAAAUUCCUAGUCGUUUGGAAGCUUUACAUUUUGUCACCGCAGAUGCUAGAACGCCGGCAACUGUUCCAAAUCAUCAAGGCCGUGAUGAACCAACAUCAAUAUUUAAUUCUUAUUCACCACAUUUGGAUAACAUUACGAAUAUAGCAUUAUUUCAUAAUGAAGAUCAAACACCUAUGCCAUCACCAGAUGAAAUUAUAAUAAGUCAACGAGGUCGUCGUCGUUUCAAUAAUGGCUCGUCACCUGAUUCCGGUAGUACACCCCUGCGUAUGCCUUUCCAACGAACUCCAACAAAAGUACCAUUAAGUACCAGCAUGAUAUUACGCAGUUCGCCACGAAAGCGUCUUACCAUGGGUAGUACGCCACCGGAACCUGAACCAACUGUAAUGCCUUCUCCAACAAAACCAAGGCAGCGAUUAUGGCGUCAGGGUCUGCCGCCAGCAAAGAAAUUACGUAUGAUCGAAGAAGGUGGUAAACCUAUUGCACAGUUGAAUGAGGAAACGCCGUUAUCAUUGCUGCUACAAGGUAUGUCGCAACAACAACUUAUAAGACUAAUAGUGGGAGAUCUAGUUGCUGGUGAUGCUGAAACUGAACUUCGUUUACGUACACGCCUUCCUAUGCCAGAUAUAAAUCCGAUGGAAGAGGAAUUGUUGCAUGCUAAGAGACAAAUAUUUCGAUCGCUACCGACCUCUCGCCUUUGUAAGAAAACCGAUAGCAGCGCCUAUUCGCGUGCUGCGCUGCAUCUCAAUGAGUUUAAACGCCUGCUUACCGCUCAUACCAAACAGUUGUACGAUUCUGCAAAUUGGGAUGCAUUACUGGAUUAUGUGACGAUGGCUUGGCCAAUUUUACGCGCUACACCACACUGGGACAGCGCAACACAUAAUGUAACGCGUCGUCAAUGCUUCAAACUGUUGGCUUGUCAUUGCUUGGCGGCAGUAAAAAAUGGUGGACCACUUUUGGGAAUGGUGCGCUUGCAGGCAACUGAUAAAAAUUUACGAGAUUGGGCGCGCGAUUUCGAUGAUAUUCAAUCUUGUCAAAGCGCACUAAGCAAAGCCAUUUCCAAGGGGCGUGCAACGCUUUAGUAUAUUUCUGCUAUACUGUUUGCUAUAAGUAGUUGUAGGAUUUAGUAACGUAACUCUUAGGACUUAAGAGCAUGUUUAUUAUUUUUAAUAACUUCUUUUUAAAGGUUUUAUUAAUGUACUGAAAUUUACAAAUGUUUAGAUUAUUUUAAAGUUGCCAUAUAUUUUAUGUAAUUCUCGAAAGCUGGAUAAAGCAUUUUAUUGUGAUCUUAAAGACAAGUGAAAAAACAUAAUCACAAAAUUAACAUAAAUUAAAAAUUUGCUAUGUGUUUACAUAUAUUGUAUAACAUUUGUAGAUAUCCCAGCAUUCAUUAGUCGCGUCAGCAUACAAUUCUUUUAUUUUGCUCUUUAAGAUUUAAACUUUUCUCCCGCAUCGAAAGAUUUUUUGUUAAAUGUACAUUUAUGUAUUUUUUUUUUAUUAUUUCUCAUAUGGUUUUCGCUACUCAAUAUUUUUAUAUUAUAUAUUUUACUGUGUCGUCAAUUAUAUUGCAUGCAUAUUUUACUCUUAUGCUUAAGCACAAAAUUUUUUACGCCUAUAUUCGGUAUUAUUAUUAUUAUUAUUAUUAGUAUUUCUAUAUUUCUAAGUAAAAAUAUAAUGUGCAUGGUUAUACUCUUAUUCCCUGUGAGAGUUAAGGAGUAUCCCAAGGUACUGAUAUGUAUAUGUAUAUAUACAGGAAUAAAUAUUUUAGUUAUCAUAAAUCAUGUCAUACUCAUACACACAA